UUCUGAUGAUUAAGGCAAUAUUUUCAUCUUUUCUAAAUCAUUAUUUUAACUUCAGGCUUUCUCCUCUACCUUCCAGCAGGUAUAAAUACUGUAGCUCUAUGAAACUGAGCAACUUAGCUUUUAAGGGAUGACAGGAGCAUUUCACUUGGGGUGUGGAAUUCUAAGACACAACAGUUCAAAAUGAAACUUUCUUGGAACAGCUGAGAUUAACCUGCAUAUGUGUAAACAGGUGGGCAGGAUGAAUACGAUUCAAUAAUGAUAGACAUACAUUGCAUUAGCAUCCAAAAGAAGCACCUCAGACAAUUUAACAAUUGUUAAAAAUAAAGCAAUACAAAACCAUUAAAUAGUUUUAAAAAUUUUAAAUUGUAUCUAGAGGAGCAGUAUGUGUUUUCUCAUCUCAUAACUCCUUGCUUUGCUCACUUUCCUCAUUCUCCUCUCAUUCCUAUUAUUGUAUCUCUUUGUUGUUGUUAUAAAGACCUCCAGCUUUAAUGUUUGCACAGUGAUGCCUUUGAUGGAGGAGCUUUAUCUCACUUUCCCACAUGUCCAACAGCAGCAUAUAUCAACUUUAUCUUGUCUGCUCAUGAGGAAAGCAAUGCUUUAAUGUGUUCCUUUCAAACUGAUCCCGCCUGGGAUGUGACAUUUGCACAAUGGGCCUCACAAGGCCCUUGCAGUGGCUCAGCACCAGCACCUGUUGUGUGUCUCCUUGGACACAAUCACCAUUAUAUAUUGCAAGCAACCUGUUCCACACUCUCUUGCUGCUGCUGUGGGAAGCAGCAAAGGGGAGGAAUGCUGAUGACGUGACAGGGAUGACAUCUCAAGUUUUUGAAGAAGGCAGCAAAAGGAGUGGUGGUGUGGUAAGCAGGACGAGUGCCACACAGGGCACUGAGCUGGAAAUGUGGCUGGGGAUUGCAGUUCUGGUUUCUCUUGCUGGAUGUUUGGCUGGGGAGGAAGCAACUGAUGAUGAAGGAAUCCCCUGCUCAAAGUACCAGCAAGCUUUCAACCGUUCCUGCUAUGAGUUUGUGAGACUCCAGCAAAGCUUCACAAGUGCCCAGAGCUGGUGUGAGAGAGGAGGAGGGCACCUUGUCUUUAUUCAAAAUGAGGAAACUCAAGAGUUUUUACAAAAACAUAUUGCUGAGGAUCAGGAGUGGUGGAUAGGACUCAUCUCAAACUCCUUGCAGAAUGAAACUACUGACGAGUCGAUGAUUUGGCUGGACUCUUCAAAUAUAAGCUACACCAACUGGUACAAGGAUCAGCCAUCUUCCUUCUCAUCCACAUGUGGGUACAUCCUGAAGAAUGCCAAGUAUCAGUGGGGUGUGACUGAAAAUUGCAGCCAGGAAUUUGACUUCAUUUGUGAGUUUGAAUCUGGCCAGAGCAUUGCAUGUGAUAAUUACAAUGCCACUGUGCAGUGUGGAUCUGGAGAAGUUAUUCAAAUUGGAGAGAGCUUCUAUGGACGGAAGACUCGUUAUUACUGUGUGUCUGAGACUCCACUCCAGGAGGAUACAGAUGAAGGCUGCAGCUGGAUCAGUGUCAAAGAUGAAGUAGCAGGCCAGUGUCAUGGUCUCCAGGCCUGCCAGGUGACAGCAGAUGGCACUUUCUUUGGAGAUCCUUGUCCAGCUUGGGGAAGCUAUUUGUCUAUUCAAUACCACUGCAAGGAAGGUCUGCAGCUGCUUGUGACAGAUUCAUGUUUUGUCUUUGAAAAUAUCACGGUCAGUCUGAACUGGCUGCUCUCACCAUACUCUGGCAACCUGUCCUGUACCAUCAGCACUGGAGAUGGUCACACUGUCGAUCCUUACUACCCUCCAACGCUGGUCAGCAACAUCACACACAGAUACACCUCUCCUGGAGAGUUCACUGUUUUUGUGGAAUGCACCACCAGUGAAUGGCAUGUGAUGGCACAGAGGCAGGUGACUGUCCAAGAUAAGAUGGAUCAACUGAGCAUUACUGGGUGCUACAGCCAGUAUGAAACUGGGAACAGCUCUCACUGCCGGGCACUGUAUGGGGAGGUGUUGUGGAUUCAGGUGGAACUCAAUGGAGGCAACGGAGUGACCUACAUUAUGUCAGCAGAUAACAUAACCCUGGCUGAAUCCAGUGCAAAGGAAGGAAUUGCCCCUCAUAACCUGACACUGGACAGUGCCUCUCAAGAGCUGCUAGGCCCAGGGAUACAUCAGCUGGAAAUCCGAGCAUCCAGCAACACGACGGCGUCAGAGAUCUCCGAGACUUUUGCUGUUCACUUAGUUGAGCCAAUAUCUGGGCUUCAGGCUGCAUUGGCUUCCCACACUCUGCAGCUGGGGGAGAAUUUGGAGGUGAAUGUCUCUGUGUCUCGUGGUGCCCCAGCUGAGGUGACGUUUGAGGUGAUGGGAUCGAAGGGAAGUCAUUCUCACACGGAGGAUGGUCCUCGCGGGGAACCUCGGACGUACGUGGUUCCCGUGCACUCGGAAGAAAAGAAUAGGAUUUUCUAUACAAAUUGGAUGUUAUUCCCCAAACCUGAUAGACUGGUCCCACUGCUACUCUUAACUGGCCAUUUGUCUUCUCUAGGUAUUUUCCUAGUGAAAGUGGUGGCCAAGAAUGCUUUCUCAAACAUGAGUCUGGAUCUUGGAUUCAUCACUGUGUUGGCAAACACUUCCCAUAAAAAAGAUUCUGCUAAGGUAGAAGGCAGCUACAAAACAAAUAUGCAAAAGGCAAAUGAUCACAAAAGAGAACCCAGAAUCUAUGUUAAACCAAGUCGCCACGUGGAUCCUUUCACAGCUGUUACACUUGGCUGGCCAGACAACAACAGUAACUCCAGUUUUCUCUGGUCCUGUGGAGCUUGCUGGCCUGCAUGGAGUGAAUGUGUGCUGCAACAGAUAAUCCUAACCAACCAAUCUGAGGUGCAAAUCCCACCUUCCUGCCUUCCUCCUCCAAAAUCAGCAGUGACUGUCAGGAUUAAAGUCCAAAACCACGGCAGUGAAGAGAGGCAGGACGAGCAGUGUCUCUAUGUGACUGCAAAACAAGAACUGCAACUGGAAAUCAGGUGUGAGGCAAACUGCAAACCAGUGAAUAUUAGCAAUGAAGUUGUUUUGAGUGUCUCUGGACAGAAGGAUUCCCAGGCCAUACAUUUUAACUGGUAUUUGGAUAACACAUCCCAAACCAAGUCUACAACCCUCCCUCUGGCCUGUGGCCUGACUGGUUUCCGGCAGAACUCUUUGAAUUUGCUUCAAAGCAACACAUCCGUGUUGAGAAUGAACAGCUCCUUCUUGCAGACACAGGGAGAAGCUUUUCAGAUUAAAGUAACAGCAGUGACUCAGCGCCGCUACGGGGAGGGGAUGUACCUUGUCAGCACCGUGUCCCCACCCAGCAUCCCCGCCUGUGCCCUGUCUCCCGAGCAGGGAUCCGUGCUCACCACCUUCAGGGUCUCCUGCAGCGCUCCCGGCUCGGUGGGUUCAUCCCAACCCAGUCCCAACAGGCAGCUCACGUACUGCUUCUACCUGAAACCAAAUUCUCUCCUGGACUGCAGCCCGGAUCCUGAACUCUUCCCAGUCUAUCUUCCACUUGGAGAAGAGCAAAAUAAUUUUAUUGUACAUGUGACAAUCACUGUUAGCAACAGCUUUGGUGAUACAGUUCAAACAAAUGCUUCAGUGAAGGUUGGACCUGCCGAUGGGAUGGAUGGGAACCUGACCCUGCAGGGCAUGGUCUCUGAGAAGGCAAACACCAUCCUAAAAGAUGGGAACAGCAGCAUGAGCCUUUUGCAGCUGUACAAAUCAGUGACAUCUGUCCUUAACCAGCAGACCCAAGAGGAAAGCUUUAACAUGUCUUUGCAGACAAAUACACGAAAAGAGGCUGCUCUUAAGAUGUCAGAGGUGUUGAAAGAAAUCACUUACAGGAGUGAAGAGCUGUCUGUCUCAGCACAGGUGGAAGCCAGCAACACUCUGAAAGAUGUCAGUGCUUCCUUGCUCUCUGUAAACCCAGAGGACAGCAGAGAUGAUCAGAACCUAAAGGAAGCAGCCAACCAUCUAUUUAAUGCAGUCAGCAACGUCCUUAAAGCUUCUGUAGAAAUUAGAGUUGCAAACUCUUCAGUGCCAGAGGCAGAACAGAUUUCAGUGUCACACCAGCUCCUGAGUACAGUGGAAAAUCUCCAGAGUGCCCUCCUGUUUGGGAAAGCCCCAGAUGAUGAACCUACAGUGCUCACCACUCCUUCUGCCACAAUGUACACGCACAGAUUACAAACAGAAAACAUGGAUGGCACAUCCAUUAACAUCUCCAAUUCCAGCUCUGCCAGCUUUACUCUCCCACCUGCUUCCUCUUUGAGUGUUUCAGGACUUGAUGAUGAAACAGUGGAUAUAAGGAUGGUGAGCUUUGCAGUGAACCCCUUUUUCUCCAGUGACACCAGUUUUGACAUCAGUGGAACAGUGGGGGGUCUAAGUCUUACUGGUCUGGAUGGCUUGAUCAUACCAGUCAGCAACCUCAAAGAGAACAUUGAAAUCAUGUUACCAAGGCUUUCAUCAACUCAGGAAGAUAAGAUUCUGUUGAAUCUGGGCAAUUAUAGCACUUUCCAAGUCAAUGUUACCUCAGAAAACACAUCUGUAGUGAUCCACUUGGAAUCUGAACAUGACAUUCCACUAAUACUCCACUUGGGGUACGGUUAUCGCCCAAAUGAGACUAAUUAUGAUAUGAAAAAACAUCUGUUCUCUAAGAAAGCUGCUGAAGGUGAGACAAACACCUGGGUUCUUAGCCCGGAAGAACUCAUUUUUGGAGAAGGAACCUACUAUUUCAUGGUUUUGCAAGAUAUGGGAAUGGAUUCCAAAGUCUAUGCUGGGCUAACCGUAGGUGUCACUUCCUUUGCAUCCCGCUGUGUAUUUUGGGAUGAGCGCCAGGGGAGCUGGAACAGCUAUGGAUGUCAUGUAGGACCAAAAACAAAUCCUAGAAGCACACAGUGCCUGUGCAACCAUCUGACUUUCUUUGGGAGCUCCUUCCUUGUCAUCCCCAAUGCCAUAGAUGUCAGCAAAACUGCACAGCUAUUUGGUACAUUUGUGGACAAUCCUGUGGUGGUGACAACUGUAGGAUGCAUCUUUCUGAUAUAUGUGCUCGUAGUUAUUUGGGCUCGAAGGAAAGACAUUCAGGAUGAUGCCAAAGUGAAAAUCACAGUCCUGGAAGACAAUGACCCCUUUGCUCAGUAUCGGUACCUGGUGACAGUUUUCACAGGACACCGCCGUGGCGCAGCCACAACCUCCAAGGUGACUCUCACCCUCUAUGGAAUGGAAGGAGAGAGUGAGCCCCACCAUCUAACUGAUCCUGACACACCUGUGUUUGAACGUGGAGGAGUGGAUGUUUUCCUUCUCUGUACCUUCUUCCCUCUUGGGGAACUGCAGAGUAUUAGAUUGUGGCAUGAUAACUCAGGGGACAGCCCAUCCUGGUAUGUGAAUCGAGUGUUAGUCCAUGACCUGGCAUGGGAUCAGAAAUGGUACUUCCUCUGUAACUCCUGGCUAGCCAUUGAUAUUGGAGAAUGUGUCCUAGAUAAAGUGUUCCCAGUAGCUACAGAACAGGACAUGAAGCAGUUCAGCAAUCUGUUUUUCAUGAAGACCUCCAGGGAUUUCCAGGAUGGGCACAUCUGGUACUCGGUUUUCAGCCGCUCCCCACGAAGCUCCUUCACACGCGCCCAGCGCGUGUCGUGCUGCUUCUCCCUGCUCCUGUGCACCAUGCUGACCAGCAUCAUGUUCUGGGGCGUGCCCAAGGAUCCAGCCGAGCAGAAAAUGGAUCUGGGUAAGAUCGAGUUCACAUGGCAGGAAGUGAUGAUUGGCUUUGAGAGCUCCCUCCUCAUGUUCCCCAUCAACCUGCUCAUUGUGCAGAUCUUCAGGAACACACGACCCCGGCCAGCCAAGGAGGGGAGACAGAGGAAGCCGGGGAAGAAUGGCCGAGUGUCCCCGGGCGUACCCCUCAACCCAGAGGUCACCCAGGCUGCCUCGCUCACUCCAGAGGCUGUGACAAAGGACAUAAGAAGAAUUGCCAACUCACUCCUGAAAGUCUUGAAGACUCCAGCUCUCACCUCAGCAUCAGAUCUUGGAAAAGCAACAAACAUCAACACCCUUCUGUCAUUGGUUGAGGACAUCAUCUGCCAGCAGAACAGAGCUGGGCAAGGGUUUUAUGACAGGAGCAAGAAGGAUGGCCCUAUAAUUGUCACUUUAGGUUCUAUGGACAUGCAAGAAAAAACAAGAAGCCCAAGUCCAGAGAAGAGAAUCUGUGAGCGACCGAAAUACAGUGAUUACAAUCGCUGCUUGUACACACAACUCCAGCAUGUGGAGAUGGAGCUGGAAUUACUGGGGCCCCAUAAAUUCCAGCUGCCUCAGAGUUACACACAAGCUGUUCAUCAGGUUCAGCACAUGAAGAACCUCCUGGAGCCCCGAAUGUGGUCCCUUACUCCAAACUUCUCCGGUGAUGACAAGAAGAGUGUUUCUUCCAAAGGACUGCCCUGGUGGUUUGUGUUCAUCGGGUGGUUCCUGGUGGCAGCCACCAGUGGUGUGUCCGGGUUCUUUACCAUGCUCUACGGGCUGCACUAUGGCAAGGAGAACUCCAUCAAGUGGUUGAUCUCCAUGGUCAUCUCCUUCUUGGAAAGUCUUUUCAUCACACAGCCCUUAAAGGUGCUGGGAUUUGCUGCUUUUUUUGCUCUGGUUCUGAAGAAGGUGGAACAUGAGGAUGUAGAAAACCCAGCUAUUGAUGGGCCUUUAUCUGCACCAGGUGAUUCACACCCUCUCUUUGGAGCCCGAAGGGACAGUAGAAGCAACAUUUACCGGCCACCUCCUGCAGCUGAUGUGGAGAAAAUGAAAAUCAGCUGCAUGAAAGAGCAGAAAGCAUUUGCCCUCAUCCGAGAAAUCCUGGCCUAUAUUGGGUUUUUAUGGAUGCUGUUACUGGUUGCCUAUGGGCAGAGAGAUCCCAAUUCCUACUAUUUGAACAAACACAUUGAGGACAGCUUUACAGCUGGGUUCCACGAUGUCUACAGUUACCAGGAUUUCUUCACGUGGGCAAACACCACCUUACUCAAAAACCUUUAUGGAUCAUAUAAAGGAUUCAUUACAGAUGGCAAUUCCAAGCUGGUGGGGAGUGCUCGAAUUCGCCAAGUAAGAGUGAAAGGAGACACCUGCCCUAUUUCUCCCAAACUCCAGCAUGUAGUUGAGGAAUGCCAUGCUCCAUACUCCCUACAGACAGAAGAUACAGCAGUUUAUGGGGAACACUGGAAUACUUCAGUCUUUGAUAACUCCUCUGACCUGAGCUCAGCGUGGCAGUAUCAGAGUCAGUCCAAACUGAGAGGGCAGCCCAGCUGGGGCAAACUGGCCACCUACAGUGGAGGGGGAUACGUGAUUCACCUGGGAACUGAUCCUGGGAAUGCCUCCAGAAUUCUCCAAUACCUUUUCAGCAAUGUCUGGCUGGACACCUUCACCAGAGCAGUGUUUGUUGAAUUUACAGUCUACAAUGCCAAUGUGAACCUGUUCUGCAUUAUAAGCCUGAUGUUUGAGAGCAAUGCUUUGGGGGCCUUCUUCACAAGUGCAGAGCUGCAGAGUGUCCGGCUUUACCCCUACACCAACAGCCUCCACAUCUUUGUGGUUGCAGCAGAAGGGAUUUAUUUCCUCUUUAUUGUGUACUACAUGAUAGUACAGGGUAAAUUGAUGAAGAGUCUGAGAUGGAGAUAUUUCCACAGCAAGUGGAAUCUCCUGGAGAUGGCCAUUAUAUUGAUUAGCUGGAGUGCUCUGUCAGUGUUUGUGAAGAGGACAAUCCUUGGGACCCGAGACAUCAGUUACUACCAGGAACACAAAGAGAACUCUGUGAGCUUCAGCGAGACAGCGAGAGCUGAUGCAGUUCUUGGUUACCUGAUCGCGUUCCUGGUGCUCCUCUCCACAGUGAAACUGUGGCACCUCCUCAGGCUCAACCCUAAACUGAACAUGAUCACCUCAACACUGAGGAGGGCAUGGGGUGACAUCUCUGGAUUCAUCACUGUGAUUGCAAUCAUGUUCCUUGCCUAUUCCAUUGCUGCAAACCUGAUAUUUGGCUGGAAGCUCUACUCUUACAAAACUCUCUUUGAUUCAGCAGAGACCAUGGUCAGUCUUCAGCUGGGAAUCUUCAACUAUGAAGAGGUCUUGGACUACAAUCCAGUUUUAGGCUCCUUUCUAAUUGGAUCCUGCAUCAUUUUUAUGACAUUUGUGGUACUGAAUCUGUUCAUUUCGGUGAUUCUGGUUGCUUUUAGUGAGGAGCAGAAGCACUACCAGGCUUCGGAAGAAGAGGAGAUCGUUGAUCUAAUGCUAAUGAAACUCUUCAGUUUCUUCGGGAUUAAAUGCAAGAAGGAAGAGAAGCCAGGGAGCGCGGCACAGCGGCCCGGCGCCGCGGGGAGGCUGCGGGCAGGGUGGGCUGCGGGACCUCGCCCGCCCGUGCGGUGUGCGCGGGGCAGCCAGGGCGCGGGUCCCGCGGGGCGGCAACCGCCCUCCCGCAAGUUCACAGACAAGCACGAAUGGAUAUCUGUGGAUAAUGGCAUUGGAACAGUAGGAAUCACUGAUUUUGCCCAGGAAGCAUUAGGAGACGUUGUUUACUGUAGUCUUCCAGAAAUUGGGACAAAAUUGAGUAAACACGAUGAGUUUGGGGCUUUGGAAAGUGUGAAAGCUGCUAGUGAACUCUACUCUCCUCUCACAGGAGAAGUAACUGAGACUAACAGUGCCCUUGCAGAUAAUCCAGGGCUUGUCAAUAAAUCUUGUUAUCAAGAUGGUUGGCUUAUCAAGAUGACUGUGGCAAACCCUGCUGAACUUGAUGAACUGAUGACUGAAGAUGCCUAUGAGAAAUACAUAAAAUCCAUUGAGGACUGA
Corapipo altera (White-ruffed manakin) is the source of this 8819-nucleotide messenger RNA. RefSeq names its product polycystin 1 like 2 (gene PKD1L2). Lineage: Eukaryota; Metazoa; Chordata; Aves; Passeriformes; Pipridae. Bases 648 to 8819 code for a protein of 2723 amino acids. Gene Ontology annotation, molecular function: carbohydrate binding; protein binding; calcium channel activity. Gene Ontology annotation, cellular component: membrane; glycine cleavage complex. The transcript is spliced from 48 exons. Gene Ontology annotation, biological process: glycine decarboxylation via glycine cleavage system; detection of mechanical stimulus. The record is from RefSeq and is a predicted model, not a curated record.